GGAGGAGGAAGCAGAAGCCCAGGGGCUCCCUCAGAGGAGGGGCCGGGGAUGGAGAAGGGAUGAAGCCUGGUGACGUUCUGUCCCGUUCCUCCAUUCUCUGGGCAAAACUGCUGAUGGCAAAGGCUGGAGGCCUGCGUGCCUUGCUGCUGUGACAGAAGUGCUUAGCCCCAGGCAGAAGCAUCCAGGCCCAAGCUGGCAGCGUCACCAAUUGUUUCAGGCCUGUCAUCAGAAGCCAAGGCCUCUGGCCCAGGGAGACAGCGUAUAAAUUCUCGGCCCACCCUUCUGUGGAACUAGGCCGCGCCUGGUCAUGACUCUCCUGGCUCUGCUGCUCCUUCCUGCCUUGAUCUCGCUGUCCGGGGCAGCGGCGUUUCCUGGGCACCUGACGCUGGACUGGCCCCAGGACUGUGGUGUGGCCCCGUCCCAGCACUUGGGCUCUGCUGGAAGGAUCAUCCAAGGCCGGGAAGCCAGGCCUCACUCGUGGCCUUGGCAGGUGUCCAUGCAGGCUCGAGUCCAAGGGAGCCCCAGGUUUGUCCAUGUCUGUGGGGGGACCCUGAUCCAUCCCAGCUGGGUCCUUACUGCAGCCCAUUGCUUCUCUGGGUAAGUGGGUGUUUCUUAUGGGCAGGGGGAUGGCUGGAAGAAGAAAGAGAGAAGGGGAGGUCCUUACUUCCCUAACUUGGGGGAGUUAGC
Molecule: messenger RNA, 687 nt
Organism: Monodelphis domestica (gray short-tailed opossum)
Lineage: Eukaryota; Metazoa; Chordata; Mammalia; Didelphimorphia; Didelphidae
Product: chymotrypsin-like elastase family member 2A
Biological process (GO): proteolysis
Molecular function (GO): serine-type endopeptidase activity
Source: RefSeq, a predicted model, not a curated record